GCCCUAAUAAACCGUACCACAGCUGUGAUGAAGCAGGCGCGAAGAAAAUACUACACAAGCUUUAUAGAAGAGAACAGCCAUGACCAACGCAAGCUGUUCAAGUCCAUAAAGACACUGUUCGAUCAGGACACAGACCUGUCUUUCAAUGGAUAUCAUGAUAACAAUAUAUUAGCAAAUGAUAUUGGGAAAUUUUUCAUGCAGAAGAUAGAGCGCAUUCGCACUAAACUUGAUGAAGCCGCUACUGACUCUACUCUAACUCCGCAGGAACCCAGUACUUGUUCGGCUCGUUUUGACUCCUUUAAAACUCUCAGUGAUGACGAUGUCAUGCGCUUAAUUGCGAAAUCAAGCAAGAAUUCUUGCUCGUUAGAUCCUAUGCCCACCCCCUUGUAG
Molecule: messenger RNA, 390 nt
Organism: Paramuricea clavata
Lineage: Eukaryota; Metazoa; Cnidaria; Anthozoa; Malacalcyonacea; Plexauridae
Source: the annotation of a GenBank genome assembly